AUGGCAGCCUACGCCCGGAGGGGGACUCACGGGCCUGGUCCCGUUGUCGCGGUUCUUCCCCUUCAGCCCAAACAGCUCCCCGACAAGUGGCAGCACGACCUUUUCGACAGCGGCUUCGGGGGUGGUGCCGGCGUGGGGACGGGGGGCAAACUGCUGGUGUCCAAUCUGGAUUUUGGAGUGUCAGACGCCGAUAUCCAGGUGCUCUUUGCGGAGUUCGGAACGCUGAAGAAGGCGGCCGUGCACUACGACCGUUCUGGCCGCAGCUUGGGGACAGCAGACGUGCACUUUGAGCGGAAGGCAGAUGCCCUGAAGGCCAUGAAACAGUACAACGGGGUCCCUCUGGAUGGCCGCCCCAUGAACAUCCAGCUUGUCACAUCACAGAUCGACACACAGCGGAGGCCUGUGCAGAGUGUGAACAGAGGCGGCAUGACCAGAACCCGAGGCUCCGGCGGCUUCGGCGGCGGGGGUGGCACCCGGAGAGGCCGCCGUGGGGGGGCGCGGGGGAGCCGUGGCGCCAGCCGGGGAAGAGGCAGAGGCACCGGCAGGAGUUCCAAGCAGCAGCUCUCCGCAGAGGAGCUGGACGCCCAGCUGGACGCCUACAACGCCAGGAUGGACACCAGCUAAACCGGCCAGGACCCAAACGGAGCGGACCUGGACGGACGGCCAGGCAGCCCACCUUGCGUGCAGUGGGGUGGCGCCCAGGCUGUGCACCAGCGAUGGAUUCGUUUCUUUCAUGUUUUAAGAUAGGAUUUAAAAACUCAUGUAAAGGUUUUUUGUUUUUUUGGGGUGUUUUGUUUUGUUUUGUUUUUUAUUUUUGACUUUUUUUUUUUUUUUUUUUUUUUUUUUUUAAAUUCUGAAACAGACCUGUUUUGUAAGAGUUUUUUUUUGGAUAAAUUUUACUGGUUGCUGUUGUGGGGAAGGUGGCGUUUUCACCUUUUCCAUAAUAAACUAGAAACGUGUGUAGAA
Molecule: messenger RNA, 966 nt
Organism: Tupaia belangeri chinensis (Chinese tree shrew)
Lineage: Eukaryota; Metazoa; Chordata; Mammalia; Scandentia; Tupaiidae
Gene: ALYREF
Product: Aly/REF export factor
Biological process (GO): mRNA export from nucleus
Cellular component (GO): nucleus
Molecular function (GO): mRNA binding
Source: RefSeq, a predicted model, not a curated record